Molecule: messenger RNA, 2612 nt
Organism: Bursaphelenchus okinawaensis
Lineage: Eukaryota; Metazoa; Nematoda; Chromadorea; Rhabditida; Aphelenchoididae
Source: the annotation of a GenBank genome assembly
AUGUCGGACCCGGGUCGAGCACAGAUAAGACGUUGUUUUGAACAAGCCAUGAUCUCAAUUAGAACGUAACGAAUCGGUUUUUUGUUUAUUCACUGGUAUUUUAGAGAUGCACUCAAUCAACUCACCAGCUAUUGUAAGGAAAUGGAUCAUGGCAGUCGGCGGAAGUAUAUCAGCAAUCUGAUCGAGAAAAUCUGCAUUUCUGGAGGUGGGGAUUUGAAAAGGGUAUAAAAUAAAGGGUUUUGAUAAAUUUUAUUAAAAUUAAUUAACUGAUCAAAAAUUAAAAAAUUAGAAGGUGAAAAAGUAAAGUUUAGGUAACAAAGACAAUAAAAUUAUUAAAAAAUGAUCUUUUGACGAUUUUUUAGAUUGAAAAUUGGACAGAACACUUAAAAUUGAACUUGAAUUUAUUUAAAAAGUAUUUUUUAGUCGAUGAUCUCAAUUUGGAAACGUUAAAGGACCUCUUGGUGGCUAAGAAGACUCAAAUUAGAUCGUAAGUUUUUUUUUACAAAUUUUUAUUGGUUUAGGUCACGAUGCAUGACAUAAAAUUAAAUGUUUUGAUAAGGAAUUACAUAAAAGUUGUAAAAUAUAUUAAUUUUAGAGGUUUUUUGCAAGUUUUUUUUUGUUAUGAGUAUGACAAUUUUGUUCUGAAAAACAUUUUUAACAAGAUUCUAAUUUUAGCGGGAAAGAAUUCGAAGUCUUCGAAAGCCCAAACUGGCCCAACUACGAAUAUGACAAAGCAUCAAAAGCCAUCGUUCCAAAAGAGCGACAAGACUUGUUGGCCAAUGAUUUGGUUAUCAAUUCAUUUGUCAAAGAUCGAGUCAAAUACAUUUUCAAAAACCUAGCAGAUUCUCAAGGAUUUGACGAUCUAGAAUCACUACUUUGUUUGAAAGCAAAGAAAACCAAAGUAUUACUGGUCAUUCUGAGGGAUCUAAUGGAUCGAAUGUAUGGUCAAGAUGCGACUGGUCAAGUGGUACUGGAAGUCACAGAGAAGACCACGUUUGAAGAGAAUGCAUACUUUUUCUAUGGUGGUAUAUUCGUAUGUGAAGGCGAUUACCGUGACGGGAUUCUGACGAUUAAAAAGUUGACACUUCCUGUCUUGAAGCCUUUGAAUGAAAUGCCUAGUAUCGUACCUACUGACGUGCUAAAUCGACAACCGUUUGAUGCUCCGAAGAAUUCUGAUUGCAUUGUCAUUUUAAGCGAUGUAUUCUUGGAUCGACCGGAGGUAAUUUUGAGUUUUUUUUGAGGAUUUCAAGAGUUUUAAGUUGUUUUAGAGGUAUAGGAUGAGUCCUCGUGUUUUUGUUGGUCUUUGGGUAGUUUUUAAAAAUUUUUUUGUUGAUAUUGUUGUAGCUUUACAGUUUCUUUGUUAUUUUAUAUGACUUGAUGGUUAAUUGCGGUAUUUUAAAGGUUGUUAUAGAAGGUAUUAGUGAUCUUUUAUGUUAUCUUAGGUUGUAUAACAUGGGGUUAGAAAAUUAAACUUUUCUUUGCAAAAUAGCGUUUAAAACCUUUUAAAAAUCUAAAAUACUAAGUUUUUAUUGAAUCAAACAUGACUAACAUAACUUUUUUAGGUACACGAAGCUCUAAACCAAUUAUUUAUGGGCUACUCCGAGGCUCCACCGGCUAUGUUUAUAUUAUGUGGAUCUUUUCGCUCAAUAUACUUUGAUUAUUCAUUGUUCAGAGAUGUGGAAAAGGACUUUAAACAGCUGGAGGAGUUGAUAACUCGCUACAAUGAUGUCUACAAGAACACUCAGUUCGUACUCAUUCCAGGGCCGAGAGAUCCACCUUGUGGAGAUCGAUUACCAAGGUGAAUAUUUGGAUUUUAGAUGGGAUUGGGGCGUUUUUUAAUGAUAUUUUAAAAGUUCUAAUUUCUUUGGGGGUUAUUCUUAAAAUUUGCAAAUUUGUGAAAGUUUAGUCUUGAUGCGAAAAGAAUGGCGCGUUCUUUUUAAAGCCUAUUUUUGGUUUUUAAAAGCUAUUUUUGACUUAAAACAGUAAAAUAAAGGCUACAACAACAUAUUUUAGCAUUUUCAUGGAGACAAUAAAGCCAAUUUUCGAGAAUCGACCGAACGUCAAUCUGGUAGCAAACCCGUCGAAGGUGUUGUUCAAGAAUAAGGUAAUACAAGCCAUUCGAGAUGAUGUCAUUGAGAAGUUAGCCGGAGAAACGUUUCAUAUUAGUGAAAACUCGGAAAUUGGAGGAUCGGUAGGUCAACUUUUUGAUGUUUUGAUACUGUAAUAUUUGAUGGUAGGGUUGUAGAGCUAAUUAUUCUUGUUGGUAGUGAGUAUUAUGACCUUUAAGGUGACUGAAAUCGAGAAAAAAGUUAACAAAAAUUAAUUAAAAAACCUUGUUUUAGUACUCAAGAACAAUAUGGUCUCAGCGCAACGCCUUUCCAUUGCAUCCAAAAGGCUCUCCGAUCAACUAUGGCAACGUCUAUGAUUUCAUUGUAAUGCCAGAUCUCCUAAUAUUGGCUGAUGACUUCACAGCAUACAGGUGGAAACCCUCGGAAGACCAAGAGAACCAACAGUACAAGAUUGUGAAUCCGGGCAGAUUUGCUCAAGAACCCUUCAAGUUCAUGAUUUAUUACCCGAAGGAUGGUCGGACUGAGCUCAACUCUAUACAUUGA